Molecule: messenger RNA, 1074 nt
Organism: Lotus japonicus
Lineage: Eukaryota; Viridiplantae; Streptophyta; Magnoliopsida; Fabales; Fabaceae
Product: putative F-box/FBD/LRR-repeat protein At1g66300
Exons: 2
Coding region: 1-1074 (357 amino acids)
Molecular function (GO): protein binding
Source: RefSeq, a predicted model, not a curated record
AUGUCAAAUUCAAUGGAUGAGAUAUUGAUGAAUAGUGAGACUGAAAAUGAAGAGAACAAAGACAGGCUCAGCGAUUUGCCCGAUUCCAUUCUCCUUCACAUUUUGUCAUUCAUGAAUGCCGUAUUAGCCGUUCGAACUUGCAUUUUAUCCACAAGAUGGAAGGAUCUCUGGAAACGCCUUCCAACCCUUAUUUUUCAUUCACAAGACUUUUUGUCAUCGCAGAGUUCCUAUGUAUUCCAAUAUAGGUUUUUGACUGGUCGCGAUGACUCAACCGCGCUGCAAGAUCUUGAUCUUAAGUAUAUUGAUUCUGAGAGUAUGGGUCCCAUUCAGCCUCAGGUCAUUGUAAGGAUGGUAUACUAUGCUGUUUCGCACAAUGUCCAGCGAUUAGGAAUCUAUAGCGAAUCCAGCUUUUUCGGCCUCCUGGCUGUGCUGCCUUGCAUUUUCACAUGCCAUACUUUAACAUCUCUUAAGCUCAUACUUGGUCCUGAUGUUCCGCGUAAUGAUACUGUUAGCUAUUUAUUCCCUGAAUCUAUGAAUCUUCCCGCAUUAACCACCUUGCAUCUGCGAAAUUUCACCUUUGGCUCAAGCAGCAAUGGUCGUGCUGACCCAUUUUCGGGGCUUAACAGGUUGAAAAGUUUGAUCAUUGACCAAUGUAACCUAAAGGAUACACGGAUCCUCUGCAUAACAAGCAUGACGCUUGUCAGUUUAACUCUGCAUAAUCAUCGUCCUUGUUCUCCUCGACAUAACUACUACAAAGCUGAGCUAUGCACACCAUGUCUUCAUAGGUUUGCUUGCACGGAGUGUCCUUCUCAUUACCUCUAUGGGAGCGGUCUUUCUUCAGUUAAGGAAGUGAACAUUGGUGCAGAUUUGUGCAUGUAUAACUCAGAGCCUCCUCGGAUUCUACUUAGCUGGCUGCGGGAUCUUCUUAAUAUAACUUCAUUGACUGUCACUAAAAGAACUCUUCAGGUUCUUUUCUUAGUUCCUGACUUAUUGAAGAUUAAGCUCCCUUCAUUGGCUAACUUGAAGAGAUUGAAAGUGGUGAUGAUGAAAAAUAGAGAGAGAGCAGCCAGUUGA